AUGGCCGAUUACGGAAGCAUGCAGCCCAAUCAGGGUACAAGCUGCUCUGGUUUAAGAGAGGCGACAACAAAUGUCACCCGUUUUGAGGAGAUGCCUGGGGAAGUACGCGCAACACUGAACAGCUACGUGCCCUUGGAUGCGGACGACGAGACUGUGAAGCUCCUUUGGGAAACGUUCAGGUACCUUCCAUCAGAUGGUAGAGUUAACCUUGCCAAGGAUAUCGUUCAGGCUGGGGCAGGCAAUCAGUUACACCGGCUUGCCCAGAAUAUCGUUUCAGGCCUUCUCAAACCGAUAAUGAUUGCCGGUAUCAAGAAGGUGGAGAUACCGCGGUUGAGCAGUGAAGAGUCGCUAAAACAUCUUGCCAAUACGGCGGACGAGCACGAGUUGAUGAUACGUGCCCAACAACAGCUACAAGAGGAUGCGCUUCGCAGAGAUGGCGAUAAAUGCGUUGUAUCGGGUCAUUACGACGUUCUAUCAGAGGAGUUAUAUCCCGACCAAAUUACUGCUGACCUGGAAACUGCAUAUAUUGUGCCUUUUGCUCUAUCCAAGUUCAAAGAUGAAUAUGAGAAACAGCGGAUAAUAGCUGUUUGGACGAACAUAUCUCGUUAUUUCCCGAGCGUUCGUUCCCAGCUGAACUUCAAUUAUCAGGACAUUAACUCCAUGGUAAAUGUGAUGACGCUCUCCCUACCUCUUCACACCCAAUUUCGACGAUUCAGUCUUGCACUCGAACAGAUAACAGGCACCAUAAACCAAUAUCGUGUCAAGACCUUCCGUGGUUUUGCAACAGCCCAUCGAGCUGAGCUACCAGCGAGUGGAACUAUCAGCAUGACAGCCCACGAUGGACGCUUCCCGUUGGCUUCACCCAUUUUACUUCAAGUUCACUGUGCCGUUGCGAACAUUCUCCAUGUCACCGGCGAGGGUGCGAAGAUCGCCCGACUGCUACGGGACUAUGAUGCGACUGGUGGCCUCUCUAGCAAGGGUAGUACCAAUAUCUCGCAGCUCUUAUCUGUGACUAAACUUGACUUGGUGCCCCAUGCCCGUCGCUUCGAUGGAAGGAGUCCGACAGACGACUGA
Aspergillus lentulus is the source of this 1074-nucleotide messenger RNA. Its product is annotated as HNH endonuclease signature motif containing protein. NCBI's taxonomy places the organism in Eukaryota, Fungi, Ascomycota, Eurotiomycetes, Eurotiales, Aspergillaceae. The record is from RefSeq and is a predicted model, not a curated record.